Messenger RNA from Staurois parvus, 395 nucleotides. The record is from the annotation of a GenBank genome assembly. Lineage: Eukaryota; Metazoa; Chordata; Amphibia; Anura; Ranidae.
AUGGGCCCCUGUACCGCCUCCUCAUGCUGCUGCCAGGCCCGUAAUCUGCCAUGGGCCCCCGUACCGACUCCUCAUGCUGCUGCCAGGCCCGUAAUCUGUCAUGGGCCCCUGUACCGCCUCCUCAUGCUGCUGCCAGGUCCAGAGUGUCUCAUGGGUCCCUGUACGGCCUCCCAUUGCUGCUGUCUCCAUCGCCACACUCUGCCAUGUGCCACUUUCAGGUCUCCUCACACUGCUGGUGGGUUCCAUUUUUUCAUAGGGUGCUGGCAGAUUACGGGCCUCCCAUUGCUGCUGCCAGGCCCGUAAUCUGCCAUGGGCCCCCGUACCGACUCCUCAUGCUGCUGCCAGGCCCGUAAUCUGUCAUGGGCCCCUGUACCGCCUCCUCAUGCUGCUGCCAG